GAGUGAUUAACUACACAUGCAUAUGAAAUAUUUAGAUCACAGCGCUCUUCUCUGUAGAUACUAUAUUGUUCGAUCAUAGCAUAACCAAAAUUUUCAGUGCCGUUCCGCUGCAUAGAAAUUGCGUCUAGGUGGGCUAAUUAACUUUACCUGAUGUCUCGGCGUGUCCUUAUAGUUGGGGGUACCGGAUUCCUCGGGAGAGCCAUGUGCCGCAAAGCCGUCCUUUCGCAGUGGGAUGUGAUAAGUAUCUCACCGUCUGGGUUGCAUCCCCACUCCGCCAACGAGAGUGAAUGGAUGUUUUCACGUGAGUGGGUGGAGGAAAUGAUGAAUUGGAAUCAAAGCAAUCUGGUGCACGACAGCUCAGAAGUGCUAGAGAGCAAGUUUGCAGGUGUGGAUGCCGUUAUACACUGCGCUGGUACUUUCUCGCACGAACGUUGCUACGAUAUCAACUAUAUGACUCUGGUCCGGUCUCUGAAACUGGCCCGAAAGGCGGGUGCCUCGCAUUUCGUCUAUAUCUCCGCAUUUGAUGGUAUGAGGAUGUUCUAGAGAGUUCAGAAACGCACGUUUUCCGGUUUAGAUUGUAUGUUGAAGUGGUCAACAUAUAUGGGUUAAAAAAUAUAAAUCGGACCCUGAUCCUACUUAUAGUACGGUGAAUACACGCGUGGUUCAAAUCUACACAUCUCGUCGUGUGUUGACCGGAA
Sphaeroforma arctica JP610 is the source of this 698-nucleotide messenger RNA. RefSeq lists its product as hypothetical. Bases 151 to 543 code for a protein of 130 amino acids. The transcript has 4 exons. The record is from RefSeq and is a predicted model, not a curated record. Lineage: Eukaryota; Ichthyosporea; Ichthyophonida. Gene Ontology annotation, molecular function: protein-containing complex binding. Gene Ontology annotation, cellular component: mitochondrion.